Messenger RNA from Centruroides sculpturatus (bark scorpion), 1971 nucleotides. Its product is annotated as angiotensin-converting enzyme-like. The coding region runs from base 69 to 1952 and encodes 627 amino acids. The transcript is spliced from 12 exons. The record is from RefSeq and is a predicted model, not a curated record. Gene Ontology annotation, biological process: proteolysis. Gene Ontology annotation, molecular function: peptidyl-dipeptidase activity; metallopeptidase activity. NCBI's taxonomy places the organism in Eukaryota, Metazoa, Arthropoda, Arachnida, Scorpiones, Buthidae. Gene Ontology annotation, cellular component: plasma membrane.
AGAAAUUGUUCACGGCAGAUGGUAAUUACGUCAGAACAAUUUAAUUGAAUGAAUCGAAAAUCGAGGAUAUGUUAUCAGCAUUUCUCCUAUGUUUAAGUUCUAUUAACAGUUGUAAAUAUUUAAUUACCGAAGAACAAAUUGCUUCACGAUUUAUCCGAAAUGUCAAUCAGAUCAACGAAAGGCAAUGUCAUUUAUUUCAAUUGGCAUCUUGGAAUUACGAAACAAAUAUUACAAAAUAUAAUAAAAAUAAAAUGAUAGAACAGGAAAUGCUAAAUUCAAAAAUCACUAAAGAAAAUUGGAAAAAAUUAAUGAAAUUUGACUGGAAACAUUUUUCGGAUCCUCAACUGAGACGUCAGUUUCAUCAUUUAUCGUAUCUAGGAGAUGAAGCAUUAUCUGUUACGAAAUUACGCAAGAAAAGUUCCCUUGAAGCUGACAUGGUCGAUAUUUAUAGUACAACGGUUAUAUGCGAUUUUAAAAAUAAAAAUAAGUGUAACCUAGCUUUAGAUCCAGAUCUAACCAAUAUUUUGGCUAAAUCUAACGACUAUGAAGAGUUGAAACACGUCUGGAAAGAAUGGAGGAAUAAAGUUGGAAGAAAAAUUAAACCUUUGUACUGGAAAUUUGUACAUUUAAGUAAUGAGGCGGCUUUACUGAAUGGAUUUAAAGAUGCGGGAGAAUUUCAGAGAGAUAAAUACGAAAGCCCCACAUUUCUUCAAGAUUUAGAAAAUCUAUGGAAGCAGAUUCAACCCUUAUAUCAACAAUUACAUGCUUAUGUCCGGCGGAAACUGAUACAAAAGUAUGGAAAGGAUAAAAUUAAACAUGAUGGCCCUAUACCGGCUCAUCUCUUUGGUAAUAUGUGGUCACAAGAAUGGCAAAAUAUUUUAAAUCUGGUUAUACCUUAUCGAAAUAAGCCGUCGUUGGAUGUAACACCACAAAUGAAAGCUAAGAAAAUGAAACCAAUACAAAUUGCCAAAUUGGCCGAAGAAUUUUUUGUAUCGUUAGGACUUCGACCAAUGACGAAAGAAUUUUGGAAUAAUUCUCUCUUCGAGAAACCAAAAGAUCGUAAGGUGGUUUGCCAUGCUUCUGCUUGGGAUUUAUGCAAUAAGGGUGAUUUCAGAGUAAAAUUGUGCAUGGAACCUACAAUGGAAUUUUUAAUUACCACUCAUCACGAAAUGGGACACGUACAAUACUAUAUGCAAUACGCAAAGCAGCCUCAUAUCUUCAGAACGGGUGCAAACCCAGGUUUCCACGAAGCCAUUGGUGAUGUUAUGGGUCUCUCUGUAUAUACUCCAAAUCAUCUACAGUCUAUAGGAUUAUUGAACGAUAUAAUUUCAGAUAGAGGUAGAUCUAAAGAUAAAACAUCGUGCAAUUUUUCAAAAUUAAUAUAUUUUAUUGUUAUUUUAGAAGGUGACAUAAACUUUUUAAUGGAAAUGGCAUUGAAGAAGGUAGCCUUUCUACCGUUUGGCUACAUAUUAGAUAAAUGGAGAUGGGGAGUUUAUAGCGGAGAAAUACCCCUUGAAGAAUGGAAUACAAAAUGGUGGGAAAUGAGAUUUAAAUAUCAAGGAAUAUGUCCACCUGUUAGGAGAACGGAAAUUGACUUUGAUCCGGGUGCAAAAUUUCAUGUUCCAGCUAAUACGCCUUAUAUUAGGUACUUUGUCAGCUUCAUUAUCCAGUUUCAAUUUCACGAAGCUCUUUGUCGUGUUUCUGGAUACUUAGGUCCUUUACAUAAGUGCGAUAUAUAUAAUUCCAAAGAGGCCGGAAAACUAAUCAGCGAAAUGAUGCAAAUGGGAUCAUCGCGACCUUGGCCCGAAGCCUUAGAAAAACUUACUGGUGCUCGAAAAAUGAAUGCACAUUCUCUUCUAGAGUACUUCAAGCCUUUAUAUGAAUGGUUGAAAGAAACUAAUAAAGAAGAAAUCAUAGGUUGGGAGACUAUCGAUCCGAAUAUUUGUCCUUAACUCUAUCAUCCUACCUAUU